UCCGCCCCCCGAGUAGGGACCUACAGCGGGCGGCCGCGGAGGCGGCAGCGGUGGCCUGCGGCCGGCGGUGUAGACGCUCCUUCCCGGGACCCCGACCCGGCGGCUCGUGUUGCCUGGAAUAUCAGAGAAUUGGAAACAGUCAUAUUUUGGGAUCAUGACCUACUGUGGUGGUUUAUGAAAAAAGAUAAUAUGUUCCUGGGAAGCCAGCUACGAAGUAUACUGAAGGAUGCUUCCUAAGAGUUUUAUCAUGUCUCUCCGGAUUUCAGUGGCCUCUUUUUAGAAAUGCAAAUGAAGAAGAUGAAGGAUAGUGGACAGCAGUUGUGGACUACACAAGUGGAUGACAGACACAAUUCCUUGACCAUGUCGCUCAAACAGCCUAAUGCUAAUCGAGCGACUCGCCCAGAUAGACAAGAAGCUCAGACUCUUCUGUAUCAAGUCUCCGAGGCAGAGGCUGCCACGAUGACCGUUGCCACAUGUGUGAAGUGUAAAAGUGUGUACAAGAUCCCACUUCAGGAUCUGAAAAAGGAUACUGGGCAAAGCCAAAAGGAGGACAAAUAUGUUUGCUUCAAAUGCAGCCUAGGUGUGGCCCCUCCCCAUUUCCAUUUUGUGAACAAUAAUCACAGUGCUACUCACAUAGGGAAUAAACCGGAAACCAUCUCAAGUUCUGUCAAUAACAAAUUUAAGGUAAGGAACUUUAAGCCAGGCAAAUACUAUUGUGAUAAAUGUCGAUUUUCCACGAAGGACCCUCUGCAGUACAAAAAGCACACCCUUCAGCAUGAAGAGAUUAAAUUCAUUUGUUCUCACUGCAGCUACAUUUCUUACACUAAAGGGGAGUUUCAGAGGCACUUGGUGAAACACACAGGCAUUUUCCCUUAUCAAUGUGAGUACUGUGACUAUGGUGCUAUUAGAAAUGACUACAUUGUCAAACACAGGAAGAGAGUCCACGAGAAGGCUGGUGGAAAACGGCUGCCCAAAACCGUUGCCAAGCUGGAGCCAAAAAGAAUCAGUGCAUCCAAGCAAAACCCAGAGCUUUUAAAAGCUUCCAGUCCAAGGACUGCGUUUCAAAAUAAGUUGUCAGAUCAACUUUCAAGGUUCUCCCUCCAUUCAAAUAAAGACAGAAUGCACAACAUAAUGUUAUUACCUGAAUCAAAGGAGUACCAAAAAGACGUCGUGUGCAUUCCAAAUAAAGUGACGCUGUCAGAGCCCAAUGAAGUCAACCUGUUUGAGAACAAAAGUGUGGAGGUGGAAGUGUUAUCCCCUGCAAAAGAGCCUGUUCAGCCGGGAAUGCCAUUAACGGUUGUGGCACCAGCGGAACUAAUCGUCCCUGCAAACUGUUUAGCCCAGUUGAUAGAUGUGAAGGUUGUCAAUGGAACACAGCAGCUUGUGCUGAAACUGUUUCCUCUGGAAGAAAAUAAUUGCCUUGCUGCUGGUGGGGGUGAUGGAGGUAAUUCUGAACAUGUGACUAAAGAGAAAGAUUCAAGCGAACAGGAAAAAAUGGCUUCUGCAGAACAAACGAAGUCACUAAGGAUCGAAGGGAAUGUUGGAAAACUUGCAGGCAUCCAUAAUCUUCAGUCAUCCGUUCAGAAACAACUUAAAAACGUGAAAUGGGUAAGGUCUUAUGACUUUUUCACGUCAAAUUCUAGCGUGCACAGUGGUGGAGAAUCCUUUCUCAACCCUGAUAGAGUUGAGGGUUUGCAGAAAAAAGGUUAUACAUAUCCACAAAGAACUGCUCUUCCUUCCAUUGCCUUAAAAGGUCAUUCUCCAUCAUCUCUAAUAAAAAAUGGUAUUUUAAGUGGUCUUGGAACUACGUCAAACUCUUUUCCAUAUAAAGCUGCCGUUUCUUUUACUGAUGAUGGAAGAAAUUUACACAGUGACUCACAGCAGUUAUUUCCUCUUGCUGCAUCGCCUGCAACCAUUUCCUUCUCUGGAGAAAAGGACUCACUGCCCCUAAGUAAAAAGGACAUGGAAUCUAGAAAUGAGAUCAGUUUUCCUGUAAAAAUGGCUCCCCCUAAUAAGAAGCUGAAACAUAACCAGACACAGGAACACAAGGCAGUUUCAAAUACAGGCCAGAUUUCCUCUCAACCUAAAAGUGAGUAUUUACACAUAAACAUAACGGGAGAAGGUGGAAUCAGAUCUCAACAGUCUGGGGAUAAACCUUUGGAAUUAAAGAAUUCUGAAAAGACUAAUGACUCCUUCGAAGGCCCAGUCAUCUCAUCAGUGUUUUCUCUGAGCUCUGGAUCUGAAAACGUCCCUGAGGGCGUUAAGUGGAAUAGUUCAACGUCCAAAAUAAAGUCAAUUGAACUCUUGCGCAGAAAGAUAGCCCAGUUAAUUGAAUCCUGUGGCAAGCCUUCAUCUUUGGCUGCAAGUAAUGCACAUCGUCAUUCUGUAGGGAAGGCAUCUAAGGUCACUUCGAAAACUACCUCUGAAGGUAUUCAGGAAAUUAACGUGUCAUUUACCAGCACUGGCUAUUCCACGGGUACUCUCCCGAAACCUCAGGAUGACGUUAGUAUUAAUGGACAGCUUACUCAUCAGCAGAUAUAUCCGCAUCUUGUAGAAGGCAGCAGUGGGAAAACUGAAAGCGGAGUAACCAGGAAGCCACAUUUGGCUCCUCCAGUAUUGAUCCCGAAGGGGGCUGUGUUGAGGGUUCUUAAUUCCUCUGAGAAUUCCCACAUUAUAGAGGCUACAUGUGAAGCACCUGUCAGCAUCCCCUGCAGUGAGACACAGUUAAUAAAACCCAUUCCAUUCUGCCCAGUGAAACAGACAGACUUGGACUUACAGUCUUCGACAAGUGAAAGUGGGCCAAUAGACAUGUCCCAGAAUCAUGAUCUAUCUCUUUGGACUAAAUCAAGAAAAGAGAGUGCUAAUUGUAGCACCAUGCUUAAAAAAACUGGACUCCUGCAUGGACAGCAAGGAAGCAGUGAAAUGAGUAAGCAAGGGAAACUGUUUUCCAGAAGUCUUCCUGUAAGUAAAAAUAAAACCAAACAAGUCAACUCAUCCAAGAAGAAAAGCAAAAUUCAGGCUGAUCCCAGCCGCUGUUUCAAGGAUCCUUCCAUUUUUCAGGUUGCAAGACAACUUCGACUGAUAGCAGCUAAACCAGACCAGUUGAUCAAAUGCCCCCGUCGGAACCAGCCUGUCAUCGUGUUAAACCAUCCUGAUGUCGACUCGCCAGAAGUAUCCAAUGUGAUGAAGGUAAUAAACAAGUACAAAGGCAACGUCCUCAAAGUGGUCCUAUCAGAGAGGACUAGGUGUCAGUUAGGCAUCAGGCGGCAUCAUGUCCGGCUGACCUACCAGAAUGUGGAGGAAGCCAAUCAGAUAAAAAGGCAAAUGAUGUUGAAAAUGAAACUUAAAAAAGUUCAUAAAAACAACUACCAGGUGGUGGAUUCCUUGCCUGAUGACUCAUCACAGUGUAUAUUUAAGUGCUGGUUUUGUGGACGGCUCUACGAAGACCAGGAAGAGUGGAUGAGUCAUGGCCAACGGCAUUUAAUAGAAGCAACUAGAGAUUGGGAUGUUCUUUCUUCCAAGGGCAAAUAAGUGAAAAAUUGGUCUUGGAAGCAAAUUGUUUUUCUUACUUUUAAUGGAUUGUGGUUUGGUUUGUUUGGUCUUGUGUCCCUCCCUGACUCUGUAGGAUAAUACAGACUGCAGGGAUGGGAGGUUGGUUCAAUCUUCAGAUCUUCCUGGGAAUGUGGAGAGCCUGGCGUCUGAGCCUGGUGACUGGACGUCAGAAGGUGUCUGUGGCCCCCGAGGAAGUGCACACAGAUUCACGUGUAUGCAUUUGUCUGGGGCGAAGGGAAACUUCGAACAGAUUUUCAGUGGGAUCUGAGACUUCCCUUUGGUCAGCAACCUUUUUCUGCAUAGAUAAAAAUCAUUUCUAAUCCAUUCAGAGGGGCAAGUUUAGAGUGUUGUACACAUGCUCUUUAUAUAACAAAAUGCUACUGAAGAAUUAAACCCAGGGCUUGGUGUACACAUCCACUUUUUUUUUUUUGCAUUAACUCAUCUCCUGAAUAUUUGGUACAUAAUGGAAAGUAUAUUUUCUACUUUGUUAGUUAUCUUAAGUUUGGUUAUAGAAAAGUGGCCCUUCUUUUAAAUCCCUUACCCACUCUGCAGUGUUGCUAAGUGUUCUGUAUAGCACGGAGAGUUGGGCUUUUGUUGACCCUUUUAAAGAAUAAUUCCACAGGUUGGCCUGAAUUUACUACAACAGCAGGUGUUGUUAGGGGAAGAAAGGAACAUUUUCAGGCUUUUGCUUUCUUUUUAAAUACCUUGGUUUAUGACAGUUGGGGAGGGAAUGUGCCUUUUGCGGGGGGCGGGGGGGGAAGGAGAAGAAAGGGUCACAGAGGGAGAAUAUCUAAAAUUAUCUCCUGUUUGCCCUUACCACUCUCACAAAAGUCAAGUAAGUCUUCAAUUUAAAAUGUGAAUGAACAGGCUUCUUUCAACAGAGAGAAAGUUUGGGGAGACAAAUCAAGAUAGAUAGGAUUGUGACGGAAGUUGUAGCUUUAAUGAGACUAUCAGUUUUCAUUUGGGAACUCAUCGCAGACCACGGGUGGAACCUGCACACUGUUUUCUUUCUUCCUCCAUCACCAGUGGAUCACAGACACUGUCCCCCACCCCUGCCAGGUCUUACCCUGCUCUCCCUUGGUGGGUUUUCUGAACAGGCCCUCCUGUGAAAUGAGAUAGCUUCCCUGCUCACCUGUCCCUUUCCCUUGCUUGAGGCCCCUUAAGGUUUUCCCUGAUGAAAAUACUAAAAACAGGCAAGAAUCAACAAAAUGAACACCUCCCACCACCUCUGUUAAGCUUACAGGAACACUGUCCCUGGUUUUCAUCAGUGGUAACAACCUGCUUCUAAUUUAUCUCAGCCGCAGUCAGGCUUUCCCCGUUGCUCACCUUGCCUGGGAAGCAGCUCCGAGAACACUCCAGCAACCCCUCCACCAGCAGGAGUCAGGACUGGGGCUGGUCUCCACAGCACCUUUGUGUGCACUAGAAAAAAGCCCACCCUCUGCACCAUUGCGGCUGCUUGGGCAGAUGGAUGGCUUUACAAAAGCAGCUCAGGCUGGAUUCUAGUCCUCACUUGCCCACGCAGCAGUGAACCGACCAUAAUGCAGAGCACACACAGCACAGCCACAAGGCAGCCCCAACUCACGUGUUUUCCUCCCUUUUAAAGACUCCUUCCUUAGGGAAUUGAGGGCAGCGAAUGAAACUGGGGGCUGUUACAUCUGAGAAAGGCAUGAGUGAGAUUUCUGUUGUGUUGGGUAGUCAGUUAAGAGACUUCCUGAUUUUUCUUUCCACGUGGGAAAGUCUUAGAUUAUCCUCUGAUACAUCAGAUUGUAAUUCUUUGUAGUUGGUUCUCAUUACAG
Molecule: messenger RNA, 5348 nt
Organism: Eubalaena glacialis (North Atlantic right whale)
Lineage: Eukaryota; Metazoa; Chordata; Mammalia; Artiodactyla; Balaenidae
Gene: ZNF518B
Product: zinc finger protein 518B
Exons: 2
Coding region: 283-3531 (1082 amino acids)
Biological process (GO): regulation of transcription by RNA polymerase II
Cellular component (GO): nucleus
Molecular function (GO): DNA-binding transcription factor activity, RNA polymerase II-specific; RNA polymerase II transcription regulatory region sequence-specific DNA binding
Source: RefSeq, a predicted model, not a curated record